AUGUCAGCACACACAGUUAUCGGAGCCUUACUCCAAGAGGGAACUUCUGCAUUAAGACCACCAUACUUCAACGGACAAUAUUACACUCACUUGAAAGUUCGAAUGGAAGCUUUCAUCAAAUCUUAUGAUGUCAAAGUAUGGCGAGUCAUCAAGAAGGGUGACUUUCCUCUCCUACAGUCCAAACCAGAAAAGAAACCAGAAAGACAGGUAUCUACUAAAACCCUUGAUAUUGAUGAUUAUACUGAUGAGCAUAUGGCAAUCGUGCAGAUAAAUUCAAAGUCAAAAAAUCUAUUAUACACUGCUAUAAGCGGAGAAGAAUUUGAGAAAAUAUUAAGUUGUGGCACAGCCAAAGAAAUGUGGGAUAAACUUGAAGUUACCUAUGAAGGUACCAGUAAAGUAAAAGAGACAAGGAUAAACCGUCUAAUUCGUGAUUAUGAGUUGUUUCAAAUGAAAGAAGAUGAAUCCAUUGAAGACAUGUUUGGCCGAUUUAGAAAAAUAGUUGGAGAUCUAAAAUCCUUUGGAAGACCAUAUUCAAGUGGUGAACAAAUCAGAAAGAUUCUAAGAAGUUUACCCAUUGUAUGGCAACCAGAAGUUGUUGCUCUUGAAUACGGAGAUCUCGACAAACUAUCAUAUGAUGAACUUCGUGGAGACCUUAUAGCUUUUGAGCAAACCCAUCUCAAAAAGCAUGAACAUGAAGAGAAGAAAAAGAGUGUUGCUUCUAAAUCAACUAUUGUUGAGUCUGAAAGAGAAGCCGAAGAAAAAGGAGACAGACAUCAAAAUGAUAUUGCAUUAUUUUCUAGAGUUGUCUCUAACACGACGCGAAGAAGCAAGAAAAAUGAAAGAGUCAAAUCAAGUUCCAGAAAAGGUAAUGAAAUAAGUGAGCAGAAAAACAAUGAUAGAAAAUGCUACAAAUGCGAAAAUUAUGGUCACAUCCAAGCUAACUGUCCAGAACUAAAAAGGAAACUAUCUAAGGGCAAUCGAAAGAGAAAAUCUUCCAGCAUAUGGAGUGAUGAAUAUAUGCCAGAUAAAAAUCAUAGUGGAGCUGCCAACCUUUGUUUCAUGGCACGAAGUGAGACAAGUGAGAAAAAAAAUCUUUUGGUGCCUGGAGUGAUGAAGAUAUAUCAGACAACAAUCAUGAGGAAUCUACAAGCAAUCGUAGAACAGGCUUUAGAAGAUAUGAGAAAAAUUCUUGAUGAGCUCGUGAAGACUAAACGGGAGAAGAAAAACUUGGAGAACCAACUUGAAGAAUAUAACAAGUUGAAAAAGGAAAAGGAAUAG
Messenger RNA from Nicotiana attenuata, 1278 nucleotides. RefSeq lists its product as uncharacterized. Gene Ontology annotation, molecular function: nucleic acid binding; zinc ion binding. The record is from RefSeq and is a predicted model, not a curated record. The transcript has a single exon. Lineage: Eukaryota; Viridiplantae; Streptophyta; Magnoliopsida; Solanales; Solanaceae. The coding region runs from base 1 to 1278 and encodes 425 amino acids.